Capronia coronata CBS 617.96 is the source of this 1164-nucleotide messenger RNA. RefSeq lists its product as uncharacterized. Bases 1 to 1164 code for a protein of 387 amino acids. Gene Ontology annotation, molecular function: structural constituent of cell wall. Gene Ontology annotation, cellular component: fungal-type cell wall. The record is from RefSeq and is a predicted model, not a curated record. The transcript is spliced from 7 exons. NCBI's taxonomy places the organism in Eukaryota, Fungi, Ascomycota, Eurotiomycetes, Chaetothyriales, Herpotrichiellaceae. Gene Ontology annotation, biological process: fungal-type cell wall organization.
AUGCGUCGCUCGCUCGCUGCCGCCGCGCUCCUCUCGCUGGCCUCGGCCGUCUCGGCUCUGCCUCAGGCAGUGACCUCCGCCAUUGCCCCGUCGAGCGGAACCCCCGAGGGAUGCCAGACGUCGCACGAUGGCGAGUUUGAAAUCACCGUGGUGAAUGUCUCGUCCUCGACGACUUCUAAGAGAGAUCUGGGAAGACGUCAAAACCUCGAACUCACGCUCUCCGGAUCCGUUCUUCACGACCAAGCUGGCCGAACCGGCUACAUCGCCUCGAACUAUCAAUUCCAAUUCGAUGCUCCUCCUCAAGCCGGGGCCAUCUAUACUUCAGGUUUCUCGCUCUGCUCGAACAACACUCUUGCCUUGGGAGGCUCGGCUAUCUGGUACGAGUGCUUGAGUGGAGAUUUCUACAAUCUUUAUGAUCGCGAUUGGGCCCCGCACUGCUUCCCUGUCUACUUCGUCGCUUUGAUCGGCUCUUCAGCUCCUGCCGCUACUCAGGCCAGUGAUGGCCAAGCAGUUGCCACUACUGUCGUUCCUUCAAUUACUCAGAUCUCUGAUGGACAGCCCCAAGUCACUUCGGUCGCUGUCACUCAAAUCAGUGAUGGCCAACCUCAAGGAAACACUGCUGCUCCUGUCACUCAAAUCAGCGAUGGCCAACCUCAAGCCGCUACUGGAAUUCCAGUUUCUCAGCUCUCUGACGGUCAGCCGCAAGGUCCAACUGGGGCUCCCGUUUCAGAGAUCUCGGACGGUCAACCUCAAGCGCCUACCGGGGCACCCGUUUCUCAAAUCUCCGACGGUCAGCCCCAGGCACCAACCGCUACAGCUACACCCACAGCUACUCCGGUUUCUCAAAUCUCUGACGGCCAGCCACAAGCCGCCACCGGUGCUCCAGUCUCGCAGAUCUCAGACGGCCAGCCACAGGCCCCAACAGCUACAUCUACCGCUACUCCGGUUUCUCAGAUCUCAGAUGGCCAACCACAGGCACCCACUGGAGCUGCUGUAUCCCAGAUCUCGGAUGGUCAGCCUCAAGCCCCGACUGCCACCGUCGAGGCCGUGACAGGCUCCGCCUCCGCCGCGCCAGCCGCCUACACUGGUGCAGCACACCGUGAUGGUCUCUGCGGCGGCCUUGCAGUCGUGGCCGGUAUCGCUGGCGCCGUCGUUCUCCUCUAA